Molecule: messenger RNA, 388 nt
Organism: Guillardia theta CCMP2712
Lineage: Eukaryota; Cryptophyceae; Pyrenomonadales; Geminigeraceae
Exons: 1
Coding region: 89-307 (72 amino acids)
Source: RefSeq, a predicted model, not a curated record
GCAAGCUUUGUGCCAGAGGCGACGAGUGCACGCUUGACCCUCCUGUGCGCUUCGGGAGGGCGUCGAGGAGGCCUGGAGGAGGAGGGGGAUGCUGGAGGAGCUUCUUGGUCUUGCUAUCAACUCGGAAGGAAGGUGGAGGGCUCGUUUUUUCGCUCUCUGCGAUUCUUGCCAAGGCUCUCCGGAUUUUUUUUGCCAACUUCUCUGCGUUUGGGUUGUCUUCAUCGGCCUGCAGAGGCGUGAGUCCUCCUCCACCACCACGACCACCUUCUCCUUCUCCUCCUUCUCCUCCUCAUCAUCAUCCUCAUAAGUGUUUGUGCCUACCUGAAAAGCAACAAACAUUUGCAGCAAACUGUUGCACACGACCUCGGGCAAUAAAUUCUUUGACUCC